Messenger RNA from Vidua chalybeata, 4116 nucleotides. RefSeq names its product C9orf72-SMCR8 complex subunit (gene C9orf72). Gene Ontology annotation, molecular function: guanyl-nucleotide exchange factor activity. The record is from RefSeq and is a predicted model, not a curated record. Gene Ontology annotation, biological process: autophagy; endocytosis. The transcript has 11 exons. The coding region runs from base 115 to 1560 and encodes 481 amino acids. Gene Ontology annotation, cellular component: autophagosome; endosome. NCBI's taxonomy places the organism in Eukaryota, Metazoa, Chordata, Aves, Passeriformes, Viduidae.
UGCUGUCGUCUGCAGUGCUGCAGGCAGAAAGGAAAGUUGCCAACUGCUUAUGAGAGGUGUUCCUCAAUAUAGGUAAUGUAAGCAUUUUAGUUACACGAGAGGGAGGAAACAGGCAUGUCAGCUCUUUGUCCACCACCAUCUCCUGCAGUUGCUAAGACAGAGAUCUCUUUAAAUGGCGAAUCACCAUUAUUAGCUGCCACUUUUGCUUACUGGGAUAAUAUUCUUGGUCCCCGAGUGCGGCACAUCUGGGCUCCAAAGACAGAACAGGUACUUCUCAGUGAUGGUGAAAUAACUUUUCUUGCUAACCACACCCUGAAUGGAGAAAUACUUCGGAAUGCAGAAAGUGGCGCAAUAGAUGUGAAGUUCUUUGUUUUGGCUGAAAAAAGAGUAAUCAUUGUGUCAUUAAUCUUUGAUGGAAACUGGAACGGAGACAGAAGCACGUAUGGACUAUCAAUUAUACUUCCGCAAAGUGAGCUUGGUUUCUACCUGCCACUUCACAGGGUGUGCGUGGAUAGGUUAACACAUAUUAUAAGGAAAGGAAGGAUAUGGAUGCAUAAGGAGAGGCAAGAACAUUUCCAGAAGAUUGUCUUAGAAGGCACAGAAAGAAUGGAGGCUCAGGGUCAGAGCAUCAUUCCAAUGCUGACAGGAGAAGUAAUUCCUGUAAUGGAACUCCUUUCAUCUAUGAAAUCACACAGUGUUCCAGAAGAAAUAGAUAUAAGUGACACAGUGCUAAAUGAUGAUGACAUUGGGGAUAGUUGCCAUGAAGGCUUUCUCCUCAAUGCUAUUAGUUCACACCUACAGACCUGUGGUUGUUCUGUAGUUGUAGGAAGCAGCGCAGAAAAAGUUAAUAAGAUUGUGAGAACAUUGUGCCUGUUUCUCACACCAUCUGAGCGGAAGUGUUCCAGACUCUGUAGAAGUGAGUCCUCUUUCAAAUAUGAGUCAGGACUUUUUGUUCAAGGCUUACUCAAAGAUGCAACAGGAAGCUUUGUGUUGCCCUUCCGUCAAGUAAUGUAUGCCCCAUACCCUACUACGCAUAUAGAUGUGGACAUCAAUACAGUGAAGCAGAUGCCCCCUUGUCAUGAACACAUCUAUAACCAACGACGAUACAUGAGAUCUGAGCUGACAGCAUUUUGGAGAGCUAAUUCAGAUGAAGAAAUGUCUCAAGAUCAUAUUAUCCACACAGAUGAGAGUUUCACACCUGAUUUAAAUGUCUUUCAAGAUAUCGUACAUAGAGAUACAUUAGUAAAAGCCUUCCUGGAUCAGAUCUUUCACCUGAAGCCUGGCUUGUCUCUAAGGAGUAUUUUUCUUGCACAAUUUCUGCUAGUCCUUCACAGAAAAGCCUUAACUUUAAUAAAGUACAUAGAGGAUGACACGCAAAAAGGCAAAAAACCUUUUAAGUCUCUUCGUAGCUUAAAGAUAGAUCUCGACUUGACAGCAGAGGGCGAUCUUAACAUAAUAAUGGCUUUGGCUGAGAAGAUUAAACCAGGUCUACACUCCUUUAUCUUUGGGAGGCCGUUCUACACUAGUGUACAAGAACGAGACAUGCUCAUGACAUUUUAAAGUCUUCCCUGUAUCUGAUAUUGCAGUCCUGCAGUGCAUUAAAUCUGUCAGUGGGACCCCCACACUGGUGACAAGCAUUGUCAACUGAGGGUGAAGCAUCAGGAGCACAGUAACAUUGAGGUGUAUCUCAAGCAGUAGGGGGUUUUGUUAGAGUGAAUUUCAGCUUAGCUAGAUAAACAUGAUUUUAAUUAAUUGGUCUCUUCUGUGUGUUUUUUUAAUUGUAAAUGUUACCAGAGGUUCCUUGGCCAUAUUGGCUUAGUGGAUAAAUGUGGAUAUGUUUUAGUGUAUGAUAAAAGGAAGCAUUUUAAUUUUUAUUCCCCAGAAAUUUCUUUCAGGUGUGCAUCAGAUUUUUCCUGUUCUGCUGUGUCAGUAUUUUCAGUGUUUCCACAGAAAACAGUAUAUAUGUCCUCACUAACCAUGGAGGUUGCAGAAGCUGCACUUUCCAAGACUUGCAGAGUUUUUAAAACUGUUAUUCUUAUGUAUGUGAUGAAAAUCUUAAAUAUGACUUUUACUAAUCUGCCUCUUCUAACACUACUGCCUUCUUCCUUUAGAGCAUUUAAACAUGUUUGCAGUUUUUAAUAUUCUACAAAGUGCUAUUUCUAAGUGCAGACUGUUGAUUAUUUGCAGCUUAAAUAGCAGUAUGUUGCACAUGGGAAUUAGAUCAUUACUCAAGCAGCUCUGUGCAUGUAAGUGCCAACCAGGAUACUCUUUUCAUGUAUUUCUGGACUGUCCUGCAGUGGCGUGGUCAGUCAUCAGCUAACUGAAGUCUUGCAAAACACAAAACAGAAGACUCGUGUCAUUCUACAGCAGUUGUCAGUCGUUCUGUGUGUAAACUGCUACUGAUGGUUGUACUGCCAGUUUCUUUGAGGCUCAUAGAAUCAUUUAGAAUGGAAAAGACCUUCAAGAUCAUUGAGUCCAACCAUUAACCCAGAACUGCCAGGUCCACUUAUAAACCUUGUUCUUAAAUACCACAUCUACACAUUUUUUUAAACUCUUCCAGGGGCAGUGAUUCCAUCACUUCCUGGGCAGAUUGUUCCAAUGCUCAACAAAAUAUUCAGAUUAAAGUAUUAGACCCUUCCAAAGAACAUCAAGGUGAUAGCCAAGCUAAAAGAUAAAACAGUAUUUUCUUUUCAUUUGCUUCACCAUUAGUAUAUUUAGUAAUCCUUAAUUUAGAGAUGUGCAUAGCUAUGAACUAAUGCAGUUAACAUUUUAGUAAGUUAGCUCUUGUCAUUAAGCUUACCUAUCUUCUUAGUUCAGCUUAGCAUAUCUCCAAUUUAGCUAGAAAAUCAAAACACAUUUUCUAUUGGUAUGUCUCAACCUUUCUUUCUCAGUAGUAUGUAGAGCAGUGAGGUGUCAGAUGAAUCUAGACUUUUUUUUUACCCACAAAUCAAGGUAUAUCUGUACUGCAGGUUGUUGUAUCUCUGCCCCUUUUGGACAGGUAUAGGAAUUUAUUUCUGUCAUGUUUCAGGAUAAAGUCAUAACUCAAUAUUCAUUGGAAAAGGGAAAGAGCUGCACUGAUUGGAGAAGCCAUGGCUGCUUUAUAACUUACCUUGUUUAUAACUCUCCUUUGUAAAUAGGUUUCUGUUUUCAAGAUAGCUUUUUAGUAUUACUUUUAGUAAUUACUUUAGUAUUACUUUUAGUAAUUACUUUUAGUAAUUACUUUUAGUAUUACUUUCAUGAAGUAAAGUUAGAAGUUAGAUUCACAUUUUUCCUGAAAGGUCUAAUACUCAGAUUUUAAAAGAAAUACUGUCCUUUAUUUAGAUGCCCAAAAUUCCCUUACAUUUCCUGAAAGACAAAAGACUCUCAAUCAAAUGUUUAGAGCCUGUAAAAGAUGUGAAAUUGAGGCCCAUCUGCACACCAUUUUUGUGAGUCUGCAUCAUCAGUGUUACUGGGUUGCAAAAGAACUGACAGUUUGUGCAGCCAUCUUUUUGCUGUACACACAUGUAUAACUCUUGCACUAAGCUUGGUGAUUCAUCAGAGGACUUUGUCAGAAUUACAUAAGUUACUUGUGCUGAGAUUCUGUUUGUCAUUUUACCACUACUGCUCCCUUCUACAUUUUCAAUCAAGACAUUAGAGCCUGAAUGUGCUUAAGUUAUUACUGUAGUGGGUAAAUAGUGAAAGAAAUGUAAUAAACACUGCCCAAACCUCUAAUGUAGAAGUUGUGUCAAAAUAUAAAAGCUUUAAAUCUGCUGCUGAAAUUAAUCCUUUCAGCUUAAUAAGCAUUGGAAAAUCAACACUGACACUACUAACAGUGAAGCUUUUGUUUACUGAAGAUUCUGUUACUUUUUGAAGUUACUAAAAACUGGAAAUUCAAUUGCUGUUUUUGUUGCACAGUUGUCACAAGUGCAGAUUGUAUAGUGAAGUACAUUGUUAAAUGCAUCUGCAUGUUGUGUUGUAAACCUAGCUCAAGAAACAAAGUAAUAAAAUUCAUACACAGUUUUUGGACUUUAAUUGUUGCUGAGUUUUUCACAGAAUUUCUGCUCUGUAUCUAAAAGCAUCAUUAUCUUUUAUGCUUUGAAUUAAAGAAUAAACAUUUCUUCCUUCUUGUUAAAUUAA